Dama dama (fallow deer) is the source of this 1887-nucleotide messenger RNA. RefSeq lists its product as uncharacterized. The transcript has 6 exons. Bases 909 to 1571 code for a protein of 220 amino acids. The record is from RefSeq and is a predicted model, not a curated record. NCBI's taxonomy places the organism in Eukaryota, Metazoa, Chordata, Mammalia, Artiodactyla, Cervidae.
AAUACACGACGAAAUUUCCUUCCACUCUGUUCUGGAUUUUUCCUAAUUGCUUUUUAACUUUGUUGCUGUCAAUCUGUGUUUGACUGUUUUCCAGAACUCCUAUGAAGUUUUUCAGCUAAUUUCUCUUUCUUUUCUUGUCUUUCUAUGGGAGAGUUCAGUCCUCCCACCUCACCAUUUUGCUGACAUCACUGUACAUGUUAAAUUUUGUCUUCACAAUGUUCUUGUGUAUCAGUGCAUCACAAUUUCUGUUACUCUUUCCAAAUUUGUUGCCUUUUAAUUUGUUUAUAGGUUUUUCAUUUAUGAAUGAUGUGGAGCAGUUAGUAAAUUAUGUAAAAUGUGUAUCAGUGACAUUAUGAGAGUACCCUAAAAGUUAUAUAACUAGCUACAAGGAAUCAACACUCAAAGUCCCUUUGCACACUGUACAUAGUAUCCUAAGGCUAUUAAUAAUUAACUUCCAAUAAGCACUUUGCCAAAAUGUCUCUUUUCCGUUUUCUGUUCAGGAUUUCACCAGUCAGGUCUGUAAAGCAUAAUAAUUUUGCUAUGGGAAAUGUAAAAGUGGAAAUUUAUUUUCAUUUGAAGUUUUGAUUCUUUUUUUUUUUUGACUAUUGAGUUUUUUAUUUUAUUUUAUUUUUAAUUUUUUUAUUAGUUGGAGGCUAAUUACUUCACAACAUUUCAGUGGGUUUUGUCAUACAUUGAUAUGAAUCAGCCAUGGAUUUACAUGUCUUCCCCAUCCCAAUCCCUGCUCCCACCUCCCUCUCCACCCGAUUCUUCUCGAAACAUCCCACCCUCGCCUUCUCCCAGAGAGUUCAAAAGUCUGUUCUGUAUUUCUGUGUCUCUUUUUCUGUUUUGCAUAUAGGGUUAUCGUUACCAUCUUUCUAAAUUCCAUAUAUAUGUGUUAGUAUGCUGUAAUGUUCUUUAUCUUUAUCAGGACAUGGAAGCAACCUAGAUGCCCAUCAGCAGAUGAAUGGACAAGGAAGCUGUGGUACAUAUACACCAUGGAAUAUUACUCAGCCAUUAAAAAGAAUUCAUUUGAACCAGUCCUAAUGAGAUGGAUGAAGCUGGAGCCCCUUAUACAGAGUGAAGGCUGUCCUUGUGUGGACCCGUCCCUGUGGAGUCUGUGUGCACAAGGCUUUGGGGCAGAGCUGGUGCUGAGCAGUGUGAGCAAAGGCUUCUGUGCUCAGGGGCUGUCCCCCCCCUACUGGGCCAAGCGAGUCCCAAGACGCUGGAGCAGAACUCUGAGGGUUGGGUCCAGACUGGUUCCACUCGUUGUAAGUGUGCACCCCUUGACAUGGAAGCAACCUAGAUGCCCAUCAGCAGAUGAAUGGACAAGGAAGCUGUGGUACAUAUACACCAUGGAAUAUUACUCAGCCAUUAAAAAGAAUUCAUUUGAACCAGUCCUAAUGAGAUGGAUGAAGCUGGAGCCCCUUAUACAGAGUGAAGGCUGUCCUUGUGUGGACCCGUCCCUGUGGAGUCUGUGUGCACAAGGCUUUGGGGCAGAGCUGGUGCUGAGCAGGGGCUGUCCCCCCCCUACUGGGCCAAGCGAGUCCCAAGACGCUGGAGCAGAACUCUGAGGGUUGGGUCCAGACUGGUUCCACUCGUUGUAAGUGUGCACCCCUUGUAAGUAUGCACCCCCAUCCCCUGCACUGCACCUUUGCCCCAGAGGGUGGCAGAGCUGGAGGAAGGUGUGCAGGAGUAGCCCCUGGUGCGGGUGGCCAUGCAUGUGGUGCAGCCCUUUCACACCAUCAGAGCCCCAGACCCUGCUCCUCGGGGCCCUCUGUGAUGGCCACCCUGCCCCGUCCAGAUGCGUGGGUGUUCCUGUGUGUGUUCCUGUAUGUGUGUCCCUGUGUGUGUGUGUGUCCUGUGUGUGUGUGUGUUCCUGUGUGUGUG